AUGUCAUCAGCAACUUAUAAAUCAAGAAAAAAUAAAAAUUCGCCAACACGAUAUUCAACUCCCAGAAUAUCUGAUAAAAGAAAAAAUAGUAAUCCUAUCAGACCAUCGAAUACUAAACAAAAUAACACUGUUUAUUCAUUGAAACCAUCACUGGCUUUGACUGUUAAGGAGAGUACCUUAGUUGUUGAAGCAUCACAACUUAUAGCUGCAAAACGAGCCGAUUGUGUUUUGGUAAUUGACGAGGAAGAAGCUUUAUCGGGAAUUUUUACUGCUAAAGAUUUGGCCUUCAGAGUAAUAGGUGAUGGUUUAAAUCCAAUGACAAUAACCGUAAAACAAAUCAUGACAAAAGAUCCAAUGUGUGUUAGAGACGACACUUUAGCCAACAACGCUCUUAAUACAAUGCCCGUAUUUAACGAAGACGGCGAUGUAGUAGGGCUUCUGGAUAUUACAAAAUGUUUGUACGAAGCUUUAGAAAAAUUAGAACGUGCUUAUGGAUCUUCUAAAAAACUUUAUGAUGCUCUUGAAAAUGUUGAAAGAGAAUGGACUAAUCAAUCAUCUCCAGUUUUACAAUAUAUGCCUGUUUUAAAAGAGAAAAUGGCAUGUCCUGAUCUAACCACUGUGUUGGAUGGUUAUCUACCUGUACAGGUUGGAAUUAAAACUUCUGUUAGGGAUGCUGCCAGAUUAAUGAGAGAGUAUAGAACAACCGCUGUUUUGGUAAUGGAUCAUAAUAUGAUUGCAGGUAUUUUUACAAGUAAAGAUAUUGUUCUGAGAGUAAUAGCUGCAUGUUUAGAUUCUUCCGCAUGUAACGUUGCUAGAGUAAUGACUCCUCAUCCUGACACUGCCCCUCCACAUACCAUUGUUGAAGGUGGUAAUAUUUUAGGAAUGAUAUAUUUAAUGCAAAAUCAAGAGAAUUGUCCUGGUCCAAUGUGGAGUAAAUUUUGGAAUUCAUUUGCAAGUGAUGGAGAUAAUGAAUCAAUCAUUUCUGAUUCAAUAACACCAUCACAAAGUGCUUCUAAUAUUCCUCCUCUAUCACCUCAUAUGAAUGGAUCAGGUUAUGUUACUCCAAUUCCAGAAAUUCAUCCUGGUGAAUCAGUUUCAGUAAUUGAUGAUGGUUCUGUAGCAUCUUUCCCUCGUGGUCAUGAUGAAAAUUUCUUUACUUUCAAAUUCAAAGAUCCUAAUGGCAAAUCACAUCGCUUCACUGUUAAUUACACAUGCUUUGAAAAUAUCUUUUUUGCUGUAACUUCCAAACUUCCAUCAACAAUCAAGGAUUUCAGCAUUUCUUACAUGGAUGAAGAUGAUGAUCAAGUUACAAUGUCUUCAGAUGAUGAUGUUAUUGAUGCUGUUCGUAUAGCUCAACAACAAGAUAAAAAGAAAAAGAAACAAAAAUCUAAGGAUUCAGAUAAGCCAAUUUCAACUAACUUGGUAAUACCUAGUGCAACUCUUUUUGUAACAAUUGUGGUUUUAGGUGUAUUUAUAUUAUCACAACCUUCUAAAUAA
This is a messenger RNA of Entrophospora sp. SA101, 1497 nucleotides long. NCBI's taxonomy places the organism in Eukaryota, Fungi, Glomeromycota, Glomeromycetes, Entrophosporales, Entrophosporaceae. The record is from the annotation of a GenBank genome assembly.